Messenger RNA from Microsporum canis CBS 113480, 1482 nucleotides. Its product is annotated as U3 small nucleolar RNA associated protein. The record is from RefSeq and is a predicted model, not a curated record. The coding region runs from base 1 to 1482 and encodes 493 amino acids. Gene Ontology annotation, biological process: maturation of SSU-rRNA from tricistronic rRNA transcript (SSU-rRNA, 5.8S rRNA, LSU-rRNA). The transcript has 3 exons. Gene Ontology annotation, cellular component: small-subunit processome; nucleolus. Gene Ontology annotation, molecular function: protein binding. NCBI's taxonomy places the organism in Eukaryota, Fungi, Ascomycota, Eurotiomycetes, Onygenales, Arthrodermataceae.
AUGCGAGAGUUACUGUCUGCUUGUUUUGGCCGAAAGGUUGAAGCUGGCGGAUUUCGACGUAGAUCGGAACAUAGUUUUCCCGUUAUGGAUUUUUUUUUUUUUACAUUAUCAAUGUUGAAAGAAGAAGAUGGUCGAAAGAUGUCCGCGAGAGACUUGACUCUUUCUCGGUCUGCUGCUAUGCAGCAGACUCCCGGCACUAAUGUUCAAAGGGUGCAGCGGAACAUUGAUCCUUCACAACACCCAUUCGAACGGGCACGCGAAUACACGAGAGCUCUUAAUGCGGUCAAGAUGGAGAGAAUUUUUGCUUCUCCGUUUAUUGCACAGCUAGGGAACGGACAUGUCGACGGUGUUUACAGUAUGGCAAAGGACCCAAUUUCCCUCGAAAGAUUCGCAAGUGGGAGCGGAGACGGUGUUGUGAAGAUCUGGGACUUGACCACGCGCGAUGAAAUAUGGCAUGUCCAAGCACAUGAAAAUAUUGUGAAGGGGAUGUGCUGGACGUCUGAUAGAAAACUUCUCUCGUGUGCCAGCGAUAAGACCGUCAAACUCUUUGAUCCGUACAACACUCCCGCCGAAUCUACACCACUUGCAACGUACCUUGGCCAGGGUGCAUUCACUAGUGUAUCGCAUCAUGAGACGCAUCCGUCCUUUGCCGCAUCUUCAUCAGUGAUAUCGAUAUAUGAUCUUUCGAGGCCGUCCUCUACGCCUUCAGAGACGCUCAGUUGGCCAACAAGUACAGAUACCAUUACGUCUAUAGCCUUCAACCGGACCGAGACAUCUAUCCUAGGCUCAACUGCAACUGAUCGAUCUAUCGUGAUGUACGAUCUACGCACAUCGUCCCCAGUUUCCAAGGUGAUAUUGACUCUUGCUUCGAAUGCAAUUUCCUGGAACCCCAUGGAAGCCUUUAAUUUUGCCGUCGCAAACGAAGAUCACAACAUAUACAUAUUCGAUAUGAGAAAAAUGGAUCGGGCCCUGAAUGUUCUCAAAGAUCACGUUGCAGCAGUGAUGGAUGUCGAAUUUAGUCCAACGGGAGAGGAACUGGUAUCUGCAUCAUAUGAUCGUACCAUCAGGCUGUGGAACCGAGAUAAAGGCCACUCACGAGAUGUAUACCAUACAAAGCGCAUGCAGCGAGUAUUUUCAGCAAAAUUCACACCCGACAACAAUUAUGUCUUGUCUGGGUCAGAUGAUGGUAAUAUACGGCUUUGGCGCGCAAAUGCUUCCUCCAGAGGUGGUAUCAAGAGUGCCAAAGAACGCCAAAAGCUCCAAUAUGACGAGGCCUUGAAACGCCGAUAUGCUCACAUGCCUGAAAUUCGUCGCAUCAAACGCCAUCGACAUCUGCCCAAAGCUAUCAAGAAAGCGGGCGAAAUUAAGGGUGAAGAAAUAAAAGCAUUGAAGAGGCGCGAGGAAAAUGUAAGGAAGAAUAGCAAGGUGGUGAAGCCCCGGCGAAGCGAGAGAGAGAAGAUGGUCUUGACAACAGAGAAAUAA